Messenger RNA from Pogona vitticeps (central bearded dragon), 4188 nucleotides. NCBI's taxonomy places the organism in Eukaryota, Metazoa, Chordata, Lepidosauria, Squamata, Agamidae. The record is from RefSeq and is a predicted model, not a curated record.
AUGGAGCCCCGCGCAAAGGCGCAGGAACUCUUCUCCUCUUCUUGGUUGCCCUCGAGCCGCCGGUUCUCCUCUAGAGCCGGGAGGCCGGAGGGCUGCAAACCUCCCUUCGCCGCGCAAAGAGCAGCCCGCGCUUGGGAACAGCUCGCCGCCGCGUCGUGCGUAAAAGCGCGCAUCCGGGAGGCGUGGGAGGAGGAGUACUUCGAGAGCCUGCAGGAGUUCCGCAGGAAGGCGCUGAAGGGGCGGCUGAGCGGCGCCAAGGAGGCCCUGCGGAGGGUUCUCCACCAGCACAAGGACACAGAGAAGUUGGUGGACUUAAUGGACCUCUACAAGGAGGAAGAUGACGCCUAUUGGGAGCUGGUGACGGUGGCAACGGAAUUCUAUCAAUAUUUACUGCAUCCAUUUAGAGACAUGCGAGAACUGGCCACAUUGUACAGAUUGGAAAUCCUGAAGGCCCUGCAGGCCAACCGUCUGGGCCCCAAAAGGAUAGAAUCCUUGCGGAAAGAAGCUGAGGAAUGGACGGAUCGGGCCGAAGAAGCGGUUUGCUCCAUCCAGGACAUCACAGCCAGUUAUUUCAAGGAGACAGCGAUGGCACUGGCAGCCAUGCAGAAACAGAUGGAGCAAGACCAGAAGCGAUUUGGACAAGCAGCCUGGGCACUGGCUUCCCCACGGUUAGAAAACCUGAAGUACCUGUUAGCCAAAGAAACCCUGCAGCACCGCAGAGCCAGUGAGCUGUGCCUGAAGCACAAGAGAGCUGAGAUCCAGAAGCAGAUGGAGGCCCUCAACGAGCAGGAAGAUGGCGUGGCCCGGGUGGAAGAGCUGGAGAUUGAGUACUACGAAACCCAGCUGGAGCUGUAUGAGGUGCAGAUUGAGAUUCUGAAGAAUGAAGAGAUGUUACUUGUGACACAGUUGGAAACUUUGAAGAGACGGCUGAAAGAGAUUCAGGAUGAAGUAAUUUAUUAUGACACAUAUGAAAGUCCAGAUGAGUUAGAAUCUGCUCAGCCGGCUCUGGAAGACACCCAUGUGCCUAUCUCUGAAAUGACUCAACUAAGACAGAAGAUGCAGCAGCUGGAGUCAAAACGGGGGAUUAUCUGCUCACGGAGAGCGUACCUCAGGAACAAAAAGGAACAGUGUGAAGACAGCCGGCGUCUCAGGCUGCAGAAGGCUCAAGAGACCAGUCGCCAUUUCCAGCAGCAUCACAGCAUCCAGAUUAAAAGAGAUAAGAAGAAAGAGGAGGAGAAAAAGAAGAAAGCAUGGAUAAACCAGGAGCGACAGAAAACCCUGGACAGACUUAAAACCUUCAAAGAGCAGAAAUGUCCGUCUCAGUUUGUGCUGAAGACUUCCCACGCCCAGCCUUCGAAUGCCAAGCAGGGGCCAAGCGCGUCCCGCCGGACUCCACGUGCUUCCCCGCAGCCAUCGUCAACAAGCAAGAAGCCUCCCGAGAAGGUGCCGAAGAAUUCCCGUCCGGCACAAGCCAAAAGCUCUAGAGCCCUGCGCCCGAAACCCCCGAAAGAGGUCUCUGUCCAGAUUUUUGAAUCACCACGCGGGCCGGGGCCACACAAGCCGAGUGAGGGGGUGUCAUCGCUGCAGCCUCCGCCGCCGCCACCACCUCCGCCACCACCGCCUCCUCCUCUUCCUCCUCCACUCCCGGCCAGCUUGCCUGUUUCUUUAAGGACGACAGAGGUGCGUGAAGGCGCUCUGGUGGCCGGCAAUCCUGCAGGGAAAGGAGACAAGCCAUCCCACGGCACAGCUAAUCAUUAUGCAGGCUCCAUGGAUGAGGUUUUAGCUUCACUAAAGCGUGGAGAGGUCCUCCUUCGUAAAGUGGAAGAAGCGCCCCGCCCAGCUGCGUCUUCCAGCCCCGGCCUCAACGACAGCAUCCUUGCUGCCAUAAGGCAGGGAGUUAAGCUGAGGAAAGUCAGUCAAGAGCCCAAGGCGGAGGUCGAGAAGGAUUCUGGCAACGAACUGGAGAAAAGCAUCAAGGCCGCCAUCCAGAGAAUAAAGAAAGUGUCGGCUGAUUCGGAAGAGGAGGAAAACAAUGACCACAACAGUGGCGAAUGGAAUAGUUAACUGAACCAUUGGCAGAUUGUGUUCAGAGUUUUCUUGGAAGCAUCUCUGGGAUUCGACUGCGAGAAGAUCAGUGACAGCAAACGGAUACGAAGGCUUGUCCUGAGACUCGACAGGCCUGGCUGGCAUUUUGAAGGGGGUCCCGGAAUCUCUUGGCAGCACAUGGGAAUUUGGGGGGGGUGAGGACAGAGGUGCCAGAGUAGAGAGGGUCCGCGCUCAAGGUCGGGAGGAAGGAGAUCACCCGGUGUGAAGCAGUUCAGGGCAACCGGUUUACUGACACACAACAUGCCUCCAUCACUGGAUUUUGCAUAAGUCUGAAGGUUGGUAUUUUGAGGGAAAUUAAAGGUUAUAUUAUUUCUGGUGAUUCCACACCAGCAGUGGUUCAGAACUAUUAACUCUUAAGAGGGUCUUUUUGGUUUUGUUCCAAAAUUAUCUUAUCAACACAGUGCUAUUCAGAUGGCAUCUUGUAUUAUUAUUAUUUUAAAGAUCAUCCCAGAUAUAUAGAGCUACCCCCUCAAAAACAAAUCAUUGCACAGCAAAUGAGGGAGAUCAACUCCUAGUUAUUUUAAGUUCCAAGCCUGAUGGGAGUGGUAUAGUAUGCGAUUGAAGAAUUUUGUAGAAUCCAUGACAGCGUUGCUGACUGGUGUUAACUUUCACAGAGACACGUUUACUUUGCAAUAAUGCCAGUUAUCCAUGAACUAUUGAGCAAAAUUUGACACUAUGUUUUGGAGGCAGGGAUGAUCAUCACUACCCUUCUUCACCAUUUCCCCCCCCUCAUCCCCCCCCCACUGUGGGUGGUUUUCCCAACACUUGGUUAGACGAGGUGUGUCUUGGUUGGUGGUGCCAAAGGGGUAUUUCUCAAGAAGCCAGGGCAACACUGAAGUAUGCCCUCCCCUCUCAUCCUUUGGUGGCACUUCCGUGGCUGAGAUGACCCAUCUUAGCACUCCUCUGGAUCAGAACUGGGAAGGGUUCUAGUUUUGGGACACCCCCCCCACAAGGGCUCCCUGGCCUGGCUGGCUGCCUACCUGUGGGCCCUUCAGGGACCCUAUGCAAGAGAGAAUUAAUCAAGGGGCCUUGUGAGGUUUCACACUUCCUACAGCAGAGCAAACCCGGGUGGCUCCCAGCGGCUUGUCUGCAUCAUGUUUAGGGCUCUUCCCACGGGCCAGUCUCGGUGGCCUUUAUAGCAAAACAGAUCAAGAGGAGAAUGAGACUGCUUGCCUAUUGAGGGAGCAGGGAGCUUUGAGAAAUAAAUCCAACUACAAUUAAUGACAAAACCUGUACUCAUCAGUACAAACAUCUGGUUUGCAGUAUUUCACAUUUUUGUGCUGAAAAGGGUGAGAUCAGUAACAAUAUACUGACCAUGUCUAACACACGCCAGGAAAGAAAUUUGUUUUCCUGCAAAAACGUAAUUCUUGUUCUGUUCCAAAUCCUUUCCCCUAACUUAUUUGCUUGCACUUUCAAUUAUAGUGGUCACCAGUCCCUCUUAAUUAGUAGUAUUUUAAAUCUAACUCUACUACACUAAUUAGAGGAUUAAAAGGUAAGAUGUAUCCUGAACUACAUCUUGGACUACAUUAACCACUUUCCACCAAAAUACGUUUUAUGCAGAUUUGUCUUUUGUGGCUAUCCAGAUGAUUCUGGGAGUCGUGGACAUGCAUGUCUCUCCAUACAAUGUGCAUUUGCUGCAUCUUUGUCUCCUACCUCAGUGUCGUUUGUCUGCCUUUUGAGAGCAAAUGAUGGGCCUCCAGAUCCCAUGACUCUAGACUGGGCGGGUCAUGGGGACACAAGCUGAUGCAGGGUCAGGUCUAGAAAACGAAGCCCACGGGUGGCUCACAUGAGUUCCAAAGACUCAGAAAUGGCCUUUGGACAAGGUUAAUUCAUGGUGAAGAAAUGCAUGACAGGAGUUCAUCCUGAGAAAAAAGAUUGGCUUUCCGCCUGUUUUCGGAAGUAGGGGCAAAUAUUUUUCCUAUUUGACACUAUAAGGCUGUGCAACUCUUCUCACUAAGCUUUACAAAAUAUAUUACAUAGAACAGCACUUUAAAAAAAAGAUAAUUUGAAUCUGGUUAAACCUCUGUUCAUUUUUGCUGUCUUACAUUCUCCACAAUAAAGUAUCCCAUAAACUGGGGGAAA